Messenger RNA from Setaria italica (foxtail millet), 3281 nucleotides. Its product is annotated as paramyosin. The record is from RefSeq and is a predicted model, not a curated record. Lineage: Eukaryota; Viridiplantae; Streptophyta; Magnoliopsida; Poales; Poaceae. The transcript has 20 exons. Bases 242 to 2179 code for a protein of 645 amino acids.
GUCUCCGCUUGCGCUCACCUUCCUUCCCCUUCCUCCCAACUCGCCGCCCUCCCUCCCCCACCCUUCUCUGCCGCCUCCACCGAAGCACGAAGCCCGCACGGCCGCACACCUCGGCUCCCCGUCGGGAACCAGGACUUGCCCCCCUUGGCGUGCCCGCGCUCGAAUUUGUUGCGGAUUUGUGCUCCCGAGUCCCAAUUCCCCUCCCCCCCCGCCCAAGCAGGGCCCCUGGGGUGGGCUGGGAAUGGACGAAGCUGCAGAUUCCCCCGCGCUGCUUCGUCGGGUCGAGGAGCUACAGCGCGAAAAGGAUGAAAAACAGAAUUCUUUGGAAGUAUUGAUACGUCGUGUUGAAGGGCUACAAUAUGAAAUGGACGAAAAAGUGGAUCUUGUUGAAGUCUUAACUCGUCGAGUUGAAGAACUCCAGCGAGAACGUGAUGAACUCAGAAAAGAUAUUGAACAAUUAUGUAUGCAACAAACUGGGCCUGGUUAUGUUUCAGUUGCAACUCGAAUGCUUUCUCAGAGGACUGCAGCUUUGGAACAGGAUGUUGAGAACCUCCAGAAGAAGUUAAAUGGUUGCUUAAGAGAGAAUCAAAAUUUACAAGAGGAGCUUGCUGAAGCUUAUCGAGUUAAGAGCCAGCUUGCUGAGUUACAUGGUGCUGAGCUAUCAAAGAACAAGGAUCUAGAAAAGCAAGUAAGGUUUUUCCAGAGCAGUGUUGCUCAAGCAUUUGCUGAACGGGACAGUUCAUUAAUGGAGUGUGAGAAAGCGAAAGAGCGGGAGGAAGCAGUGUUGAAAAAGUUUGCUGACUUUGAGGAAAGGAAGAGAGAAUAUCAAUCUGCAAUUGACAAUCAGAAACACUUAAACGAUGACUUGCAGAGGAAACUGACAGAACUGGAGGCACAGACAGAAUCUUCCUUGAAAGUUAUUUUAAAAUUCUAUGACCUUCGUUGCAGAGACUGUGAAUGUCCUUCAAACAUUACUUUUGAAGAGAAGUGUUCAAUCCUUCUGGAUGAUUCUGCUGAUAAUUGGAGUUUUAGCUCCGAUGGUGGAACCUCAACUUUGAAGUACAUUGCAUCUCAAGAAGAGGAGAAAGAGUCACUUAAAGCUAAAAUGGCGAAGCUUCAAAGCAAUCUGAGGAUGGGCCUUGAAAUUGAACAACAUUUGCAAAGAAAUGCAAGGAUAUUAGAGAAGAGACAGGCACUGUAUGAUGGAUUUCUGAGAAAUGGAUUGUCAGAACUUCAAAAGUUCCACAAAUAUCAAAGGGCUGAAAUCAUGAAAACAUUGGAAGAAGAAUCCUCAUGGCUGAGCGAAGUUGUUGCAGAAAUUCAAGAUAAGCUAAGUGAAAUUUGCAUCAACACUGAAGCUAGUGAACACCCUGUCGACGAGAAGCAAUGUUGUGACAACAGUUGUAAAGAUGUUCAUGUUACUACAGAUAUCAGUCCUAGCACUGGCACAAGCCCUAAGAGUGAUUUUCCUGCCGAUUCCAAUUCCAUAUCAUUUGAUGAAUCUAAAGCACUUGCACAAGCCUUACAGGAGAAGAUGGAAGCACUUAUGCUCUUCUCACAGGAACAAGAAAGAUACCUAUUAGAAAAACAGAAAGACCAAAUUGUUAUUGAGGAUCUUCAGAAGAACUUAUCUCAGGUCAAAGAUGAAAAGGUGAAGGUCCUGAUGGAAUUAGCAAAAGUGAAAGAAGAAUAUCUGCAAUUAAAGGGCAGCUCUGCUAUGAAGGAAGGUCAUGGUUCUGGGGAUUCAUCAAAAGUCAUUCCUGGGCAUGAUCAACAAGGGAUGCUGAAAAAUAUGCUGAAGAGGACAUCUUUAAGGCACUGGAUGAGAAACAGUAAUAUUGGACAUGGGAGCUCUGAUGGAAAUGAUCAAUCAGUUUGCAAAGAGCACUUAAUGGAUAUUGCAAGGUUAAGAGUUGAAAAUGCUACUCUUCUUGAAGGUGUUGGUACUGUGGAACGUCUAACUUCUUCAGUGCAUAGACUGCAUAUUGUGCUUUUGAAGUUCUCUGCUCUUCCAAUGUUCUCAGCUCAUUGCACUUUAUCCCUCACUGAUGAAGCUUGGGUUUACCAUACCAUUCAGUUGUCUCUGUCAAAUCUUCUGGUAGGUUACCAGGUUUGCCAAAGUGACUACUCUGAGGAAUUUCCUACUGUGGCUGAGGUCCUUGCUCCCCAUAUCUUAUAGAGGAGAUGGGUCAUUGUGCCUUUUUCUGCCUCCCUUGUGCCAGCUGAUCCUAUUUUACUAGCAGCUCAACUUAACCUACCAGGCUUACGGCCCAUGUGUUCCACUAGAGUGACCAUCUGCUCAUUUUCAUGUAGGUCAUUUUGCCUAAGCUUCAUCCUGAACUAUGGCUGAGUUUUAAGCCAAGUGUUGCUAUGGUAUUUAUGACUAUGUAAACGCUGGUUGUAACUGACCCAUUUUGAGAGUGCCGUUGGUGCUUCACCUGUCACCAGAGCUGCCCCAUCUGUCACUGGCAUUAUCUAGCAGACAUUCUCAAACUGAAGGGCACAUUGGUCGUCAAGUGACGUCAUAUUAGUCUAGGUUCAAGUGUGUCAUAUUUAUAGUCCAAAGUUCCAACUCUGAACAACUCUAGGGUUGGCCUAUAUUUGGCCGAUGAAUGGAGCUCUUCUCUUGCACAAGUAUAUAUUGCAGUAGUGAAUGGAGUAUAUAGUUGUAUAUUUAAGGUGUGAUUAGUGUGAAUGGAGUGUUAAAUUUUCCCCUCUCCCAGAAGUUGCAGUUGCAUCCCAAUGGUUUAAUGUGAUUAAUUAUCUUUUCCCUAGAGGGAAAGGCAUGUUAAUUGAUGCAGACGACUGUAUGCACUGAUAAACUGAGAUGCCUUCAUGCACAUUAAUCUUCGUUUUUCUUAGCCCUUGAAGUUGACUAACAAAAUGCAUUUCCAAAAAUAUAUAGAUUGGUGGGGUAGAAUGGAGAUGCAAGUAGGCAGAUACCUGAUAUUUAGCAAUUAUGAUCAAGCUACACCAUUUAUACUCGAUCUUAUGAAUGUGUUUUGUUGCCAUACUGCCAUGCAUGUAAUCUUAGUUCAUAAAAAACAAAACAAUUCUUACUGAAGGUACCACAAUACUUCAUUGUAUUGUAAAAGGCUCUUAAACACUUAAAUAGGGCAGCCUUUCCAUACAAUUACUGGGCGCAACCUGUAUCAAUCUAUAUUUUGCUUGGAACGUUAAUUUAGAAACUUCGGAUGCUAUGGCAUUGAUACCAGUCCUUCCGCAGGACUUUUGGCUGCAUUGCUAGGUUAUUGAGUAAUAUGUUGAUACAUGCUAGCAUA